Molecule: messenger RNA, 2925 nt
Organism: Verticillium dahliae VdLs.17
Lineage: Eukaryota; Fungi; Ascomycota; Sordariomycetes; Glomerellales; Plectosphaerellaceae
Product: trehalose-phosphatase
Exons: 3
Coding region: 1-2925 (974 amino acids)
Biological process (GO): fungal-type cell wall organization; cellular response to heat; trehalose biosynthetic process
Cellular component (GO): alpha,alpha-trehalose-phosphate synthase complex (UDP-forming); cytosol
Molecular function (GO): catalytic activity
Source: RefSeq, a predicted model, not a curated record
AUGACACAGAACCCAUCUUAUCAGCUUGGCCACGGCCUCGACCCGAACAGACCGGCGUCUCCCUCAAGCCUCUCCAACGCGACUGAUCCCAGUGAGUCGCCCGUCCGCGGUCUUUCCUCUCGUGCUGCUGCCGCCGCCUACGCUGCCACCCCCGGCAUCCAUCUCGAGACCUACGACUCCCCGAGCGAGGAACCGCAAAGCUAUUUCCAUCACAAUCCGCAGUCCUACCGCCAAAGCGCCGCUGUUCCUGCCGUUGCCAAAAAUACAGAAGAGGUGAACGCUUUGCAGCUUCUGACGCUCGAGACCAUGGCUCGCCGUCAAUCUAUCGACGACGUCCGCAAUGCGAAUCCUGACCUCCCCUUGAGUGGGAAUAUCAUCUCGGCCACGUUCAAUAUCCCCCACUCCUUCAAAUAUCACCAGGGCUCCGAUUGGGAGCUAAAACCCCGCCGCGGCCAAUCUGCCCUCUUCGAGUCUUUCACACACCUUUCCUCCGAAGCAACACCCUGGAACCAUACCGUUGUCGCCUGGACUGGUGAGAUUGACGUCUCACAAGAUGUUGUAUCACCCCCGGGAACACCGCCAACAACGACGGUGCAUAUGCCUGGACUAAGCUCGCUCUCUGCGCCCGUUCCUAUCGAUGGCACCACGCGCUUGCCAACGCCUCCAGUAUCAGAAGGAAUCUGGGUUUCCAAGAAAGACCAGUUGCGACUUGAGGAACAACUCUCGCACAAUAAGAUCAUCAAAACCGUGCCAGUCUGGCUGUCGGACGACCAUGAAAGCACCGACGAGGGAAUUCACCUCAAGGACCAAGCUCGAUGGAGGCGGUAUGCUGAACACGAUCUCUAUACGCUUUUCCAUUACAAACAAAACGAGCCAUCCGACGGCCGCCGAGAGCGCAUCAAUUGGGCCGACUACUAUCGCAUGAACCAAAAGUUUGCCAACAAGGUCAUUGAGCAGUACAGGGCUGGCGACAUUGUUGUCAUUCAUGACUUCUACCUCAUGUUGCUCCCCAGCAUGCUUCGCCAGCGUAUUCCCAACAUUUACAUCGCGUUCUUCCUGCACUCGCCCUUUCCCAGUAGCGAGUUCUUGCGUUGUCUGCCCCGGCGUAAGGAGAUUCUUGAGGGUGUCCUCGGCUCCAACCUCAUCGGAUUCCAGUCGUACAGCUACUCGCGUCAUUUCUCAAGCUGCUGCACACGCAUUCUCGGGUUCCCAUCCGACAACCUUGGAGUCGAUGCCUACGGAGCUCGCGUCCAUGUCGGCGUCUUUCCUAUUGGCAUUGCCGCUGCAAAGUGCGAGUCAUAUGCCUGGUCUGAAGCUGUCACCGAAAAGUAUGACGCCCUCAAGAAGAUGUAUCAUGGAAAAAAGAUCAUUGUUGGUCGUGACCGCCUCGAUAGCGUCAGAGGUGUUGCACAGAAGCUCCAGGCGUUCGAGCGCUUCCUGGAAGUCUACCCCGAAUGGCGCGAGAAGGUCGUCCUCAUCCAAGUCACAUCACCCACCGGUCUCGAGUCUGAGAAGGAGGACAACGACAGCAAAAGCAAGAUUGCGACCCGUGUCAACGAGCUCGUGAUGAGGAUCAAUGGCAUGUACGGAAGCUUGGGCUUCUCACCGGUUCAGCACUACCCGCAGUAUCUCACCCCUGAUGAGUACUUUGCGCUUCUUCGUGCUGGCGACAUCGGUCUCAUCACGUCGGUGCGUGACGGCAUGAACACGACGAGUCUGGAAUACGUCAUUUGCCAGCGCGACAGCCAUGGACCUUUGAUUAUUUCCGAGUUCAGCGGUACCGCUGGCAGCUUGAAGGACGCCAUCCACAUCAACCCAUGGGAUCUUACUGGUGUUGCCAGGGAUAUCAACAACGCCCUCAUCAUGUCAGCCGACAAGCGCAUGGCGAUGCAGCAGAGCCUUUACAACCACGUGACAACGCGCAACGUACAGAGCUGGACUGACAAUCUUGUUGACAGACUUGUUCACGUCAUGGCCAGCGAGAAGAGCGUCGCCUCGACGCCUCUGCUUGACCGCACCUUGAUGCUCAAGACUUAUCGCGAUGCCAAGAAGCGUCUCAUCAUGUUCGACUACGAUGGCACCCUGACCCCCAUUGUGCGCGAGCCGAGCGCCGCAGUUCCCUCAGAGCGUGUGCUGCACACCCUGACGGCGCUGGCGGCCGACCCGAAGAACGCUGUCUGGAUCAUUUCGGGGCGCGAUCAGGAGUUUCUGUCGCAGCACCUGGGACACAUCCACGGCCUCGGUUUCAGUGCCGAGCAUGGCAGUUUCUUGAAGGACCCCGGCUCCGAGGACUGGAUUAACCUUGCCGAUGAAUUUGACAUGGGCUGGCAGACCGAGGUCAUCGACGUGUUCCAGCGAUACACCGACCGUGUGCCAGGUGCCUUCAUCGAACGCAAGCGAUGUGCCGUGACAUGGCACUAUCGCCUGGCGGACCCUGAACAGGGUGUCCACAUGGCCCGCGACUGCCAAAACGAGCUCCAGACGACAGUGGCCAAGAAGUGGGAGGUCGAGGUCAUGGUCGGUAAGGCCAACCUUGAGGUCCGCCCAACAUUCAUCAACAAGGGCGAGAUUGCGAAACGCCUCGUACACACCUACAACGAGAAGAGCGCAGCCGAAGGACACGGUGGCAGGGUUGAAUUCGUCUUCUGCUUGGGCGACGACUUUACCGACGAAGACAUGUUCCGCUCGCUGAACGGCAUGUCGGGCAACGAGGUCGAGAACGAACACGUUUUCACGGUAACCGUGGGGGCCAGCACCAAGGUGACCCUGGCGCGCUGGCACCUACUGGAGCCUUCGGAUGUCAUUGAAUGCACGGCGCUUCUUGCUGGCGUAGGCCCGAGUGGCGAGGCACACGAGCAUUUCGGCCAGGUCAAUCUUGCCGCGCUGAGUGCAGUGGAGGGACAAAUCCCUGAGAGUGCCAAGUGA